Molecule: messenger RNA, 663 nt
Organism: Alternaria incomplexa
Lineage: Eukaryota; Fungi; Ascomycota; Dothideomycetes; Pleosporales; Pleosporaceae
Exons: 2
Coding region: 1-663 (220 amino acids)
Source: RefSeq, a predicted model, not a curated record
AUGGCCAACACCUCGCUUCUUCUGGACUUGCCGGCCGAGCUCCGCAACACGAUCUACCAACUUGCUCUCACCCACUCGAAGCCGCUGCAUUACCGCAAGCCCGAGGGCGAUGGAGAAAAAUCGUACCUCCACCUUCCCGAAGCACAUUCCCAGCAAGUGCACGACGAAACGCCUGUCGAAUACAACCAGCUCAAAUAUGAGAACAUGGCACCUGAGCAAAGAUACCGCAGUACCGAUGGUCCAAACACCAUCGCACGACUCACACAAGUCUGCAACGACGUCCCUUCCAUGAGAGUCAAGUACCACGUGCCUUUCUGGACUUGGGGCUCCUUUCAAUCUUCUCGGAGUUGCUUCUACGCCUUUGCAAUGGGUCAAUCCAUUAAGUAUUUAUACCGCGGCGAAAUGUUUCAUCUCCUCCCGGACACUGCAUCCGCCAAUCUGCAGGGAUUUGGAGAUCGAUGGCGAGACUCUGGACGCCCACAAGUGCAGUUAGCGCAAUUGCAGGCUAGGAAUCUUACAUACUUUCCUGACGUACCUGCGGAUACUCCAGUACCGAUCUUCAAGGAGGAUUAUACUGUCGCAGAAGGUGACGAGGUCCUUCCGGAAGCAGAGCAGUGGAUCGGCAACAAGUACUUCAGAGAGUGGAUGGAGCAUGGUAUCUAG